Messenger RNA from Cadophora gregata, 2971 nucleotides. RefSeq lists its product as uncharacterized. Bases 1 to 2556 code for a protein of 851 amino acids. The transcript is spliced from 4 exons. The record is from RefSeq and is a predicted model, not a curated record. Lineage: Eukaryota; Fungi; Ascomycota; Leotiomycetes; Helotiales; Ploettnerulaceae.
AUGUCUACCAUCUCUGGUAGAGAUGGCCUAGGUGCUGGCUACUCGUCGGACCAGGUGGCAUUUGCAAAGGCUCUCCAAAACAGUAUGACCUCCGCUGGAUCUAAAGCCAGACCAGGUCGCGGUCGUAGCUCUGCACCCUCACCUGCUACAUCAGCAGGACGCGGUCGUGGCGGACAUGCUAUGGCCUCGACACGCCCUGUUGCCUCUGCCGUUCCGCCACCCAACCCUUACCACUCCUUUACCUCUACAGCUGCGUGUAGAAAUACACAUGCUCCAGGUGCUACGAAGUCUGGUGCGAUCAACCCCCACUUCGCCCAGUAUAGUGUCGGCGCCUCGACUGCAGCUCCCACCUUCAAGAGCCCUCCGAGACAGCGUACUGUAAGCCCAGUUCGUGCAUUUGGAGGUCCUGCUGCUGUUCUAGCUCCCAAGCCUAAAUCUCCAACCAAGUUGCGAAGCAGCAUCUUGGUUGCCGAUACUGCUCAACGAGUUGACUCAUCUCCUGGCAAUACAAUGAAUGGUGAUCCUCAAGGUCAAGUCGUUCCUCAAUCUGGUUGGUUCAAUGCUUCUGAGAAAGUGUCUGCCAAUGUCAAUCCCACUCCGAAUAUUGGUGGAUGGGUUCCAUCUCAGGUCUCCCAUGAUGUUGAUCCUCGGUUCAUGGCGGUUAAAUCGUCUCAUUCAAUGGCUCAGCAGCCAGGUGGUAAUUUCUUCGACGACCAUGGUCAAACCAUGACUGUCCAAGGACAGAGCACCAUCCCUACAAAUGCUUGCUUCAAUGGUAUGCAGGGUCAUGGUCAAAACACGGCUGUUCAAGAAUUCAACACGAUGCCAUCGAAUGAUCCCUUCAAUGGCAAUCAGGGUCAAGGUUCCAUUCCCCACGCUGGUCAACAGGCUAAUCAGGCCGUACCCGAUACUGGUCGUGUUCGCAUCACCACGAAUUGGACAGAUGAAGAUUCCACGAAGCCAAUUAUCCCCGGCCACUUGAGACAGCCAGAUGGCGGAAAGGUUAUUGUGGAGAUCGCUGGUAAUGUGGGACUUCCCACGUCGAACUGUCAUGGUGUGAUGACUGUUGGAAUCUCGAGCUCUAUUCAUGCCCCAGGUAAUGCUAGAAGCAACAAUUGGAACUCUGCUGGCAGAGCCAAUCCCAAUAGUCACCAAGGCGAUGUCAACGACACCGAAUGGAUGACCGCAGCAACCAAUCGCAAUCAUUCAAACCGCAUUCCCUCCGGAGAUGGCGAUGUAGAGAUGUCAGAUAUCCAAGCCAAUAACAGAUCUUCUGCACCUCAAGGACCUGUCGAGUGGAGUAAGCUUCCAACAUUAGCAGCUUCAAGAUAUGCUACUCCUUCGACCUUCGCCAGCAAUCCCCCUAAAGCUCCACAGCCACCAGCAACAUCCAAUGUUGGCAAUGAGAAUAUCAAGCCCACAAAUCAUGUACUAGCAGAAGGUCUUGGAGGUUUUGGUGAUAUCAACAAGAAUAUUGCUGCAGAUCUCGCGAAGAACUUCGGCUUCAAUGGAGCACCUGGUCAAGGAAUUUCCAAUCCCUUCAUUGCCAAUGGUGGCCAAGCUGUCCAGACUCCAACUCAUGCUUCCGGUUUUAGUGCCGCUGCUAUUCAUUCAGCUGGUAUCAAUCCCUUCUUGGCCAAUGCUGCUGGUCCUCCUUCCGCUCAGUCCCUUGCUCAUGUCACAAAUGCUUCGAAUGGCUUUGGCGCUCCUUCUGCGCCUCCUGCCAAUGAAACCGUUGAUAAUUCUUCCCCCACGGGUGGAAAUGGUUUUGGUGCCUCUUACUCUGACAACAACUCGACUGGUCAGCUGAUGAAUGCAUCCAUUCCACACCAAAAUGGCUUUGGCGCUCCAUCUGCCCCUUCUCCUGUUGUAUCUGCAAAUCAAUUUGCCUCAAAUGGUCCAAAUGGCUUCCCCUCCGGCAGUUUUGGUGCCUCUCUUCAACCUGGGUCCCAGUCUCUAACUAUUCAGACCAACACUAACUGCUUCGGUGCUCAGGCUACAGGUGGAGCAGGCCCUGCUGCUCAGUUUGCUUCAAAUGGCCAACCUGGUGUAUCCUCCAGUGGCUUUGGCUUCUCGCAGACUGCUCCUGCUGACCAAUUUGUUGUAAAUGGACCUAGCGGUGCUUCUGGCAACGGUCAGGCAUUUCACGGCUUCCCAGAUCCCCAGUCUACAGGUAUGGCUCAAGCCAAGGUUAAUCCACUCCUAUCAAAUGGUUCUGGAGCCGCUUCUCAGUCCAGUUCUACUAGCCAAGGAGCACGAAUUAAUCCAUUCAUGUCCAAUGGUAGCCCAUCAAGUCAACCAGCAAGAGUCUCUGGUUACGGCGGUUCCGACGCUGCUAAGCUGGCUGCUAGCAUCGACAAUGAUAUUCGUCGUAUGUACGGUACCAAGCCGGCAGCCCCCACCUACGAAGCAUCUCCCUUCGGUCCUCAGGAUGUUCGUUCUGCUGUUGCACCAAGUGCUUCUGAUAAUCGCCUGCCUGGUUUAACUCCUCCCGUUUACCAAGUUGUCCCAGAGAUCAAGAAGGCUACAGGCCUGUCGGCUUCUCGUUGGGCUUGAUUUAUCUUGCAUCUCAUGCAUUACACUUGGGUUUCCAGGUACACAUAUACGAUGAUGUCUGAUGACUUCACAUAUGUGUAGAAGGAUGAGAUAAGCAUAUUGCAGGGUAACUUUUGCAAUGGAGUUUGAGGAGUUUCUUCUUUGAAUUUCCGAACUUCUGGUUGCUUUGUGUCUCUAGUUUUCUGUUCCUGAUACCUAUGGUACUUGCGCGCAUUUCUGGUGGCUGAUGCUGCUCUCUCAUUAUGCUGGUGGCUUUCGUGUUGCUGCUAUGAUGGAUGGAUGAUAAUGUGCUCUUGGGCGAUGUCUCGUCCCGUCUUUGUGGCUUUCUCUGCUGAUAUUCUCACUUCUGCUUGAUAUGAGAUUGUGGAACUGGAUGCUGCUUGGCUUGAUGAGGGGAAAUACUUAGAUUACGCAC